Papaver somniferum (opium poppy) is the source of this 534-nucleotide messenger RNA. Its product is annotated as PH, RCC1 and FYVE domains-containing protein 1-like. The transcript is spliced from 4 exons. The record is from RefSeq and is a predicted model, not a curated record. The coding region runs from base 1 to 534 and encodes 177 amino acids. NCBI's taxonomy places the organism in Eukaryota, Viridiplantae, Streptophyta, Magnoliopsida, Ranunculales, Papaveraceae.
AUGUGGUCAUUUAAGCAAGGUGGAGCGAGAUUUGAUCCUUUUUCUACAACAGGAGGUUCCCAAAUUUCGUCUCUCUCCCAACUUAAAGAUAUUGCUUUUCCAAGUUCAUUGACCGCAAUUCAACAGGCUUUAAAUCCAGUUGCUACCUCUGCACCUCCUCAGCCUCAGGCUGCAGUACCUUCUAGACCGGCUUCACCAUAUGCGCGAAAGCCAAGUCCUCCACGCUCUGCGACUCCUGUAUUUUCUAAGAGUAUUAUUGAUAGCCUCAAGAAAACAAAUGAGCUUUUGAACCAAGAAGUCAUGAGGUUGCAAAACCAGGUUAAGAGUUUGAAACAGAAGUGUGACACUCAAGAGGUAGAGCUACAGAAAUCACAAAUAAGAGCAGAGGAAGAAUCGUCCAAAUGUAUACAAGCGAUGGAAGUAACCAAGGCUACCGCUGCCCAGUUGAAGGCGAUGACAGAAACGUUACCUGCGGAUGUGUAUGACAGUGAAACAUUAAGAGCCAUGCAUAGUCAAGUGGAAGCUUUGCUAUAA